Messenger RNA from Xylaria bambusicola, 2040 nucleotides. RefSeq lists its product as uncharacterized. The transcript has 3 exons. The coding region runs from base 1 to 2040 and encodes 679 amino acids. Gene Ontology annotation, molecular function: DNA binding; DNA-binding transcription factor activity. NCBI's taxonomy places the organism in Eukaryota, Fungi, Ascomycota, Sordariomycetes, Xylariales, Xylariaceae. Gene Ontology annotation, biological process: meiotic cell cycle; positive regulation of transcription by RNA polymerase II. The record is from RefSeq and is a predicted model, not a curated record. Gene Ontology annotation, cellular component: nuclear chromosome.
AUGGCAGACUUGAAGCCAGAGCCAGCACACAGUAGUCUUUGGUCGAACUACGGCGGUGGCCCUGUCUCUCUGUCCACACGAUUCCCGAACAGCAUGGAUUCGGGGGCGGCGACAACAACUUCUUCGCAACAUCCAGGACGGCCUCGGAGCAGCCAUCCCACUAUCGAUCAUCCAUACAACUAUCCACGCUACCCCCAGGAUGAAUCCGACGCAUUUGAUAGAUAUCCCCAGUCCUCACUAACACAGCACCACAGCUAUCCGAACUUGAAGCGGCCGCACCAUGGCAGUGAGUCGCAAACAGCACAGCAACAGCAACCACCUCCACACCCGCCGUACCAGGAGAUUGUCCAGGACUUGCGGGACGAUGGUUCAAAGCUGUCGGUGAACCAUGACCACAAGCUGUUGUCAUUUAGGCGAGUACAAGACAAGCACACUAUCGUGGACCAAGGGGGGCGCAUGCAGCAACUAGAGCUGUCUGCGCAGUUGCACGGCAUGUUCUUCCUGUCUGAAAUGCCCACAAACACGGGCGACGGCUCAAUGCUUCAACCAGAGUUAACAUGCUACCGGCGGAAUCUAUUCCAGAUCAGCGGGUCGCUCAUCACGCCACGCGGUCAGUUGUCUGUAAUUCUGGCUGAAACAGGCGAAACGGUUCCCGUAAACAACACCGAGGUCACCAUCUCUGCCAUCGAAUCUGUUGAUGGCCAUCCCGUGCGGCUUAUUGUAAUCCCUUGGAAAACACCGCCGCCAAAUUCACCAGAGCUGCCACAGACGCCGGACCAAGAACCUCCAUCACUUCCAUUGAUUCCGUUUCCAGACGAUGGACAGGAACCUGAGGGCGAGUAUGCCGUAUAUCCAAUCGGCUGGAGGCGCUUGCAAUUUCGAAUAGCAACGGCAAACAACGGGCGACGGAAAGAACUACAGCAGCAUUUCGUACUGCAUCUCAAGGUCAUGGGCUCCUUAGCCAAUGGGACUAAGGUAGCCCUGGCGGAGUCAACCACAGCACCUAUCGUAGUAAGGGGACGCAGCCCACGAAACUUCCAGGCGCGAAAGGAAAUCCCGCUUCUGGGGUCAAGCGCCGGUUCACGCGGCCAGGCGCUCGUUGAGACGGGUAUGGGCAUCGUAGCUGGACCUCUAGCAGUGAAGCCGCAGGACCCAAAGCUCAGGGGGCUCGGUAUUGAGCUGCCGAGGUCGGCUUUUACCUUUAAUGCCUCCAAGAUCCCCGGCAGCCCAAUGACUAUGAGGUCGAAUUCAUACCCGAGUUGGAACCCACCCAGCCAGCUUCCCAUGUCUGGGCUGCCAGCAUCAGCACCCGGUAACUAUUCAUCAAGCACCAUCCCGGCGGAUCCGUAUCAGAAAAUGCCGGUCUCUGCUGGGGCGACAGGCUAUUCUCAUGAGCCACCGGAGCUUCCAUUGCAAACGUCUAUGCCGUCGAUGCAGCUCUCCCUAGCGGCUACUGAUCAACCACCCCCUCCAAUCCGGACGCAAUACGCCUAUGUUCCGGGUACAUCAGCUCCAUCCCAAAUGUCUGUGCCCACACCAGCAUUGGGAAGUUCGAGCGGCGCGGACCACAAUGCUCUCAGCGUGCCACGCUAUGUGGACUCCAACCCUCGGCCAUCCAAGAGCCCGCGGCAUGGAAGCCACCAGUCAGUCCCGAGCACCAGCUCGCUAAACAACGACGCUACAUCUGAGUACCGAUAUGGCCCGCCGCAGGGGACAACAUACGAUAACGCGGCAUCAACAUAUGGUACCAGUGGUGCAGAAGCCACAAGUGGAGCGCCAACCGGUUCUGGCCCCGGUGUUGCACAUGCGCCGCCCCGCGAGUACUACCCAUCGACCUCGUCUUGGACAACGACGGCGGGUGAAACUAGCAGCUCAACGGUGCACGCGUACCAUAGUGGAACAGCCGCCAAUGAGAGUAGGCCGUACACAUACUCGGACCAGUAUAAGACCAGUCACUCGAUAUCAGUCAAGAAUGAGCACCCAAGUGCUCCAGGGACCUAUGCCCCGACUUUAAACAAUUACUCUUGGAGCCCAACGUAG